AUGCUCAAGGUCCUAAAUAGCACAAGCUUCAGAAGGUUCACACUUGAUUGGUGUACAACAAUUGUCUUGCUGUUAUAUUUUUUCAUAAUAGCUGAGCGAGCAGGACCGUUUUAUAGACAGUUUUCAUUAAAUGAUUUAACAAUAUCUCAUCCAUUCGCAUAUCAAGAGCGUGUUUCAGGGGUGAAGUGUAUCCUAAUAGCAGUCUUCGUUCCCAUAGCUUGUUUUCUUUCAGUUAUUGCUUAUAAACACAAAUCUUUUGCCUUUCAAACAAAGCAGGUCAGCUUAUUUCAAGUAUCAGUAUUGGGGUUGCUACUCUCGCUAUCAAUAGAUGGAGUUGUAACGGACGCUCUAAAGAACUGGAUAGGGAGACCAAGACCAGAUUUCUUGGCUAGAUGUGGACCUCGUUCCGAUUCUCCUUUGGACCAGUUAGUGGACGUGUCAGUAUGUACAGCUCCAUUGGGGAAAGCCCUCCUACUAGAUGGAAUGAGAUCGACGCCUUCGGGACAUGCUUCAAUUAGCUUUAGUCUGCUUAUGUUUUUGACUCUUUGGCUCUUUGGUCAAUUCAAAGCAUUCAAAUCGCAGCAACCUGUGUUGAAAGCUUGCCUCUGUGCUUUACCUCUUUUAUUGGCAAGCUACAUUGCAUUAUCAAGAGUCCAAGAUUAUAGGCAUCACUUUGUGGACAUCACAUUGGGAACUAUAAUCGGUAGCAGUUGUGCUAUAGCCAUGUAUCAUAAGUAUUUCAAUCCUCUUUGGGAUACUACUUGUGAUAAGAUCGUCGAUGAUGAGGAAGAGUCAAUAUUACCUCAGUAUACUCAUCCUUAA
Molecule: messenger RNA, 822 nt
Organism: Priceomyces carsonii
Lineage: Eukaryota; Fungi; Ascomycota; Pichiomycetes; Serinales; Debaryomycetaceae
Product: phosphatase PAP2 family protein
Exons: 1
Coding region: 1-822 (273 amino acids)
Biological process (GO): phospholipid metabolic process
Molecular function (GO): phosphatidate phosphatase activity
Source: RefSeq, a predicted model, not a curated record